Salvelinus namaycush (lake trout) is the source of this 396-nucleotide messenger RNA. Its product is annotated as ly6/PLAUR domain-containing protein 1-like. The coding region runs from base 1 to 396 and encodes 131 amino acids. The record is from RefSeq and is a predicted model, not a curated record. Gene Ontology annotation, molecular function: acetylcholine receptor inhibitor activity. The transcript has 3 exons. NCBI's taxonomy places the organism in Eukaryota, Metazoa, Chordata, Actinopteri, Salmoniformes, Salmonidae. Gene Ontology annotation, biological process: acetylcholine receptor signaling pathway.
AUGGGGCUGGCUCUGCAGAUCCAGUGUUAUCAGUGUGAAGAGGUCACUCAAAAUGACUGCUCCACACCUGAGUUCAUCGUCAACUGCACUGUCAACGUUCAGGACAUGUGCCAGAAGGAGGUAUUAGUGACAGAAGACGGGAAGCACUACCGCAAGUCCUGCGCAUCGUCUGGGGCCUGCCUCAUCGCCUCCUCUGGCUACCAGCAGUUCUGCACAGGGAAGCUCUACUCGGUGUGCAUCAGCUGCUGCAACACUCCCCUCUGUAAUGGACCCCGUCAGAAGAAACAGAGUUCCAGUAACAAAGUUCCGUCUGCCGCUUCGUCCCUAAGCCCACUACACAGCCUCUCCCUCCUUUUUCUUCCCUUCCUCCUGCGCCCACCCUCCAUAUUCAGCUGA